Molecule: messenger RNA, 2342 nt
Organism: Notolabrus celidotus (New Zealand spotty)
Lineage: Eukaryota; Metazoa; Chordata; Actinopteri; Labriformes; Labridae
Product: alpha-taxilin-like
Exons: 10
Coding region: 1-1986 (661 amino acids)
Molecular function (GO): syntaxin binding
Source: RefSeq, a predicted model, not a curated record
AUGGAGACGUCGGUGAAAGCAGCUAAAGUGUUAGUUCCUCCUCAACCCAUCGACAACAUGGAAGGUGAAGAUGAAGCUUCUCCUGCAGCCUGCAGCACCCCCUCCCCCUCCUCCCCUUCCCCUUCCUCAUCCUCUGAGUUCUUCAACCCCAUGGAGGAGUUCAGCCGGCAGCUUGAGGAUAUCAUCAGCACGUACAGCUCAGCAGCCAGCGGGCUGGACAAACAGCAGAGUGCUGUGGAGGCAGAGAUGGAGAAGAUGAAGAAGGAGACAAAAGAAGACAUUGCAGCGGCCACAGAGACAGAGAUGUCUCUCAUCAUGCAGAGUCUGAAGAAGCUCUCCUCUCCGCAGAAGAAGCUGGACGACGUGGUCAGGAAAUAUGCAGAGCUGGCAGCCCACAGGCAUGUGGAUGAGAAGAAGCUGUGUGUGCUGCAGCAGACCUUGUCCCUCCUGCUGGACGAGCGGCAGCAGCUGCAGGCCGAGAGUCGCAGCAGCGUCACGGCUCGCGGCAAACUGGAGAGCCUGUGCAGAGAGCUGCAGGGACACUACAGCAGGCUGAGGGAUCAGACCCUGAAGCGCUGCAGGGAGGACGAGGAGAAGAGGAAGGAGAUGACGGGACACUUUCAGAUGAUGCUGACGGAAAUCCAGUCUCAGAUCGAGCAGCACAGCACACGGAACGAGAAGCUGUGCCGCGAGAACACCAACCUGACGGAGAAACUGGAGAGUCUGAUGAACCAGUGCGAGAUGAGGGAGGAGAGUUUGGAGAACAUCAACGAGCGCCGCGACCUUCAGCAAAAACUGACUGAAGCCAAACUGCAGCAGGCCAACGCGCUGCUGAGCGAGGCCGACGAGAAACACAAGAGAGAGAAGGAAUACUUGCUUAGGGAGGCUAUUGACAAAACAAAGAAAUGCUUCGCUAUGAAGGAGCAGGAGCUGGCCAUGAAGAAGAAGCUGACUCUCUACGCUCAGAAGUUUGACGAGUUCCAGGAGACUCUGGCCAAAAGCAACGAAAUCUACGUCCGCUUCAAGAAGGAGAUGGAUAACAUGUCAGAGAAGAUGAAGAAAAUGGAUAAAGAGUCAAAUCUGUGGAGGACGAGGUUUGAGAACUGCAACAAGGCUCUGAAUGACAUGAUGGAUGAGAGGACUGAGAAAUGCAAAGAGUACGACCUGUUCGUCCUGAAGAUUCAGAAGCUGGAGAAGCUGUGCCGUUCUCUGCAGGAAGAGAGGGUAGUCCUCUACGACAAGAUCAAGGAAGUCCGCCUGGCUAACUCCAACAUCCAGUCGAAGAUCUUCGUCAGCUCAGAAACCACCAACCCAGAGAGUGCUGACAAACCUGAACCGCCGGCCCCUGACGUGCUCGACGAGCUCCAGCAGAUCCAGGAGGACGACCCGGUUUUAACAGAGAAUAUGACCCGCCUUAGAGAGGAGCAGGCCAAGCUUGCGGAGCUCGCGGCUUCCCUGUUGUCCAAACCCAGCAACGAUGAGAAAGAGUCCAAGGAGGAUGAAACCCCAGAGGAAGAUGAGAUGUCUUCUGUGUUCAUCCAGUUUAAAACGAAACCCAAAGAGGAGGCCGUCCCUGUGAAGGUGGUAGAGGACAAACUAGAUCAAGUGGAGGAGGUCCCAAAAGCAGAAGCUCCAACAGCUAACACAAAACCAGACGUAGAAGAAGUCCAACCCCUGAUCAGCAACUCAGAGGAGAAACCAGUAAAACCAGACCAGCAACAACCUCCUGAACCAGCGUCAACAUCGGAGCCUGAAGAAGUCAAGAUCAGUCCACCAGAGGCUGAGAUCAAACCAGUGGUCCCAGUGGAGGACAAGAAAGUCCAACCGGCACCAGAAGAAGCACCAUCCAAGUCCGAAUCAGCUCCACCUUCCAAAAACACGCCCAAAGCCGCCGCCGCCGCCGCUGCCCCCUCCAACGCCGAGUCCUCCAAGAAGCAAACACCAAAGAAGAAGAAGAAGAAGAACGGCGGCAAGAAUGCUAGCUAAAACAUAGGGCGAGGUGGAGGUGUGUGUGUGUGUGUGUGGUGAAUUAUUAGAUGCUAAAUCCUUUAGUUUGUCUUCGCUGGAGCAGCUGAAGAGUUGCUAUAGUCAUGUAACCAGACGAGGACAGACGUGAAGCUGACUGUAUUCGACAGUUUGAAUGUGGACUUUUGGUUUUGGCGUGCGCGACAAACACGAGAUUCUUCCGUCAGAAUUGUUGAGUGUUGAUAAAAGCGGACGAUCUUCCCCUCACGGGAUGCUGAAACCAAACCUUUUGGUCGGUGUGUAAUCCAGUAAAGUUAGUGAACUUGAAAUCACAAUGCAACCUGAAUAAAGUGAUUUGUUUUUUCACAUGUACACCA